Molecule: messenger RNA, 2427 nt
Organism: Neltuma alba
Lineage: Eukaryota; Viridiplantae; Streptophyta; Magnoliopsida; Fabales; Fabaceae
Product: probable disease resistance protein At4g27220
Exons: 2
Coding region: 1-2427 (808 amino acids)
Molecular function (GO): ATP hydrolysis activity; ADP binding
Source: RefSeq, a predicted model, not a curated record
AUGGAGUUUCUGGUGGCAAUGGGGACAGGAAUUGUGUCAAAACUUGGGGAGAUGUUAAUGGAUCCAGUCACAUCGCAAUUCAAACAUCUGAUUCACUGUGAGAAAAAUAUCAAUAAAAUGAAGAAAGAACUCAACAAUUUGAAAGACAGGAAGCGUGCGAUUGAAGGAAUGGUGGACGCAGACAGAAGGAAUGGACAUCACAUUGCUCCAAAUGUUGAACACUGGCUCUACAAAGUGGACAACGUUGUAGAAAAUGAAUUACGUAAAGUGUACGAUGAUGAGUUUGUCAACAAGAACAAGAAAUGCCUCAAUGGGUUGUGUCCAAAUUUGGUGUUUCGUUAUUCACUGAGCAAGAAAGCAGGAAAAAUGGCGCAAGAUCUUGUUUCCCUGAAGGAGCAAAAAUUUGACUUCAUAUCCUACCCUGCACCUUUACCGACACUAGGAUCCACGUUCACAGAAGGAAUUAAGAGCUUUGCCUCAAGAGAAUCAAUUAUGGCCGAGGUUGUAGAGAAAUUGAAGGGUGAUGAGUUCAACAGGUUAAGCGUUUGUGGGAUGGGUGGUGUGGGGAAAACCACAUUGGUGAAAGAGCUCAUCAAAAUUUUGGAAGCAGAUAAGGUGUUUGAUGAAAUUUCAAUGGCUAUAGUGUCCCAAGUUCCUGACUAUAGAAGGAUUCAAGGUCAAAUUGGUGACACAUUAGGCUUGAAAUUUGAUAAGGAAACUCUACAAGGAAGGGCAGCUCAACUACUUGAGAGGCUUAACAAGAUCAAUAAGGUCCUCGUAGUGCUGGAUGAUGUAUGGACAGAGCUGGAUUUUGAGUUGAUAGGGCUUCCUUCAAAUGGGCAGUGUCACAAGGGCUGCAAAAUUUUAUUCACAUCAAGAAAUGAAGAUGUGUGCCACAGGAUGAUAAGUCAGAGGAACUUCACUAUGCCCGUUCUCUCUAAAGAAGAAGCAUGGGAUCUCUUCAGGGAUACAGUAGGUGGUCAUGUUGCGGACAAAGCUGAGAUUCAUAACAUAGCAAAAGAGGUUGCAAAUGAAUGUAGGGGUUUGCCAAUUGCUAUUGUCACAAUAGCAAAAGCACUAGGGAACAAGGAGAAGCAUGCAUGGGAGGAUGCACUUGAUCAGCUGAGAAAGUCUUCACUAACUUCCUUCUCAGAGAUGCAAGAAUAUUCUAUAUAUUCAUGUAUUGAAUUGAGCUAUAACUUUCUAGGCAACGAAGAAGCUAAGUUUCUCCUUUUGCUUUGUUCCUUAUUCCCAGAAGACUUUGACAUUCCUAUUGAAGUUCUUCUCAGAUAUGGAGUGGGCUUGGGUUUGUUCAAGGAUCUGGGUGCUUUGUGUAAAGCAAGGAAUCGAGUGCAUACCUUGGUUGAUACUCUAAAGAAGCGGUUUUUGUUGCUGGACAGCAAUGAGGAAGAGUGUGUGAAAAUGCAUGAUGUCGUUCGUGAUACUGUCAUAACAAUUGGAUCCAAAGAAGAGCAUGGAUUUGCAGUGAAAUACGAUGCUGGACAGACGGGGUCAAAGGAGCUCAUAUGGCAUCAUAGUGCAAUCUCACUUGUGUUUGAUGAGAUUAAGAUGCAUCCUAAGCGUUUGCAGUGUCCAAACCUUAGACUUUUACAAGUUUAUUUAAAGAGAAGAGAACCCAUUUCAGAAAAUUUCUUCCAUAACAUGAGCAAGCUAACGGUUUUAGGCAUAAGCAAUCUGUGCAUUCCAUCGGUGUCAUCUCCAUUCCGAUUACUCAACAACCUCUGUACCUUACGGUUGGAAGAUUGUCAGGUUGGAGACAUAUCGGUAAUCUGUAAGGAGCUAAGGAAACUGGAAGUGUUAAGCUUGGCCCACUCAAAUAUCAAAGAAUUGCCAGCAGAAAUAGGCAAACUAAGCCUUCUAAGACUGUUGGAUUUGACAGAAUGCAAUGAUCUUGAUCAGAUGUCUUCCGGGGUCCUAGCUAGCUUAUCUAACUUAGAAGAACUUUAUCUUAGAGUCAGGAAUUUCCAUUGGGAGGAAAAGAAUUCCAUUCUUGCAGACCUCAAAUCUCUUUCUCAUCAGCUAAAAGUUCUUGAGAUUUCAAUAACAGGAAUUCAUAUUUUGGAUUUGGAGUUAAAAAGCUUGGUUAAGUUCUGGAUCUAUGUGAGAGACUCAACUACUCUUUCUCAUGGCUUUGGUCGUCGAGGAUAUCUACACCCUAACAUCCUUAAACUAAAUGGUGUGUACCAUAAGGAUAUUAAAGAGAAUAUGGCAAUUCAACAGUUGCUUAAGAAAUCUGAAAUUCUCAACCUUGUGGAUGUAAAACAAUUAGAAAACGUGAUCUAUGAGUUGGAUGAAGAAGGUUUUCCGCACUUAAAAGAUCUCAGCAUUGAAUUCUGCAAUGAUCUGAAGUACUUAACAGAUGAAACUGUCUAUGCUUCAAGUUGUGUCUUCCCACUGCUUGAGUGA